AGACUGGGACCUAGACCUUGUUUUCAAGAUGGCCGUCACGUUAUGUCGAUUUCGCCGUGGUCAUUGUUUCUUGUACUCAUAUAUCAGAAACUUCGCAAGUAACAGAGCUAAUAGCAACUUACGAUAUUCACAGCUGGAUAAGAGAUGCAUUCUAAGAGUCUCUGGGCCCGAUUCUGUUAAAUUUCUACAAGGACUUGUAACCAACAACAUCGAACUAUUUCACGGAGAUUCUACUAUUAGAUCGAUGUACACUAUGUUCUUAAACGCACAAGGCCGUGUACUGUACGACGCUAUAUUAUCCAAAGAAAAAACACACUCCGAAACACCAUCAUUCUUUAUCGAAUGUGAUAGGAGCAUUUCAGCAGCCCUGACAAAGCAUUUGAAGUUUUUCAAGUUGCGCUCCAAGGCGGACAUUUCCCACGCUGAAGGCUUGGUCCCAUGGACUGUCUUUUCAGAGGAAAUAGUAGAUUUAAAGCCUGAAGAAGAUUGGAAGGACUUUAGCAUUGUACCAGACCCGAGGGUUAAAAAGCUUGGUCAUCGUCUAAUACUACCUAGUGAUACAGACCCCUCGGCAUGCAUAGAGGGUGCAGGCCACGCCCCAAGGGGUGCAUAUGAAGAGCACAGGGCGAGACUCGGUGUGUGUGAGGGUGAAGAGGAGAUACCAAUAGCAAAUGCAAUGCCACUGGAGUAUAAUCUCGAUUUUCUAAAUGGAGUGUCUUUCCAUAAGGGAUGCUAUAUUGGACAGGAGCUGACAGCUAGGACACACCACACAGGAGUGAUCAGAAAACGAAUUAUGCCAUUUACCAUAGCUUCUAAUAAUAUCAGCAGUGGAGCUGCUAUCAAGACAGAAGCAGGCAAAGCAUCAGGGAAAGUAUGCAUCGUGCAUGGACAGUAUGGACUGGGAAUGAUUAGGCUUGCAAACUUGAAGGCUGGUAAACUCUUAGUGGAGGCCAAAGACGGACAGUAUACUGAGAUGAGACCUUACGUACCAGACUGGUGGCCAAAGGAUGAAACCAAAUAAAUAAAUGCACAUUUAAGAGUAUUAACAAACAAAUUUUAAUUAUUUCAAUCUCUAAUAACUACAACAUUUGUAUUUCUUUUUGUAUUUGUGAUACUUGAAUAAAAAAAUGUUCUCAACAUA
Nematostella vectensis (starlet sea anemone) is the source of this 1141-nucleotide messenger RNA. Its product is annotated as putative transferase CAF17 homolog, mitochondrial. Gene Ontology annotation, molecular function: protein binding. The record is from RefSeq and is a predicted model, not a curated record. NCBI's taxonomy places the organism in Eukaryota, Metazoa, Cnidaria, Anthozoa, Actiniaria, Edwardsiidae. The transcript has 2 exons. Bases 29 to 1021 code for a protein of 330 amino acids. Gene Ontology annotation, cellular component: mitochondrial matrix.